Molecule: messenger RNA, 1329 nt
Organism: Haliotis rubra (blacklip abalone)
Lineage: Eukaryota; Metazoa; Mollusca; Gastropoda; Lepetellida; Haliotidae
Product: calmodulin-like protein 7
Exons: 7
Coding region: 203-856 (217 amino acids)
Molecular function (GO): calcium ion binding
Source: RefSeq, a predicted model, not a curated record
UUCCGUGAAGUUUAGCUAAACAUUCCUUUGGUGCGGAAGCCUUGGAGUAAUUCUGGCGGGAACAUUCUGGGGACGCUAUUCUGUCCAUUUACUCAAGUCGCUGUAACAGGUUCAAGAGACGGGGACAGACGCUGACUCCCCUGACGUAACGGAACAUCGUUAGCAAGUAAUACAGGUUAAGAUAUUCGUCCACGGUAACAUCAUGCCCAGACUAGAUUCCUGCGUAUUGGCUGUUAUCGUCCUGCUAUCAUGUUGUUAUCAUAUGACGUCAGCGACAUCCCUCAAGCACCUCCUUCAAAACAAACGAAACACAGACACAGCCGUCCCAGAAGGCCAUACAGGAAGUGAGGUGGAAGUAGACCCGCAGAAUGGGGAAAUGGAACCCCAGCCAUAUACACCUGACGCAUUUCCGCCAUGCGUGUCAGUAGAAUACCUUACAGUACUGAAGCAUAGGUUUGAAACUCAGAUUGACAGAAACAACGACGGCAGGGCAACGUUUGAGGAGAUGCGACGUCACCUACAGGACUACAACCCCAAUGUUAGGGAUGCAACCGUGGCCGACUUUAUUGGCAGAAGAGAUGAUAACGGUGACGGCAUCAUCGACUUCGUGCCUGAGUACGUGAAGAACGUCAUCACGCCGGACUACUCCGAGGAGAACGCGAAAGAGUGGUUCAACCUGGACAACACAAACGGGGACGACUUCGUCACUCGUGAUGAACUCAUGACAAUCGCCCGUCACAUAGGCACCCCCGAGGAGCAGGCCGAUGCCCAGGUGUCCGGGUACUACCUCAGCAACGACAAGAAUGGAGACGACAAGCUAGACUGGGACGAGUACAAGGUCAUCUAUGGGCAGUGAUGACGUGAAGGAAGUGGCGUCACACAACAUGUCCGUGUGGUGUUAGAACGCUACCUCGAUAUAGCCACGCCGUCAGUAGUGGUGCCGUGUCCUUGUCAACCGUUGUCAUGGAAACCGUCUCCUGACUGUGGCCCUACCAGUACUGUACUAGAUUCAACCGAAACAAGUUAUAAGACAAAGCACAUUCCAAUGACAAAUUAUCUCCCUUAGGUCCUUGACAUUAUGUUAUCUUCUACCUCUGAUCGCAGUCCUCUGGUUGUGAUGGUUGAUUGAUUUAUUAUUAUUUUCAUUAUUAUUAUUAUCAUCAUUAUUAUUAUAUACGUUAUUUGUUUUAUCUUAGUUGUUUUCAAUGGCGUUUCUCCGGCCUGUUUCUUCAUGAACACUUUACAACGCCUGUAUUCUCUUUGUAAGCAUUUGUUGUUUUGUCAUAUUUGAUAUGUGCACGCAAACUUCAAAUAAAGCCGAAGACUUGA